Dermochelys coriacea (leatherback sea turtle) is the source of this 3621-nucleotide messenger RNA. It is a transcript of the gene TSPAN33, whose product is annotated as tetraspanin 33. The transcript is spliced from 8 exons. Gene Ontology annotation, cellular component: membrane. Bases 105 to 962 code for a protein of 285 amino acids. The record is from RefSeq and is a predicted model, not a curated record. Lineage: Eukaryota; Metazoa; Chordata; Testudines; Dermochelyidae.
GGUCUGCCGGCUGGUGGGGCUGGCGCUGAUCGGUGGCUGCCGCUGGCCAGGGCGGCCCCGGCUCCCAUGGGCCGGCAGUGAGCGGGCGGGGCGGGCCCGGGGCCAUGCCCAGGCGGCUGGCGGGGUCCCCCGCGGGCCCCCACGGGGAGGAUUUCUCCUUCGUGAGCCCGCUGGUGAAGUACCUGCUCUUCUUCUUCAACCUGCUCUUCUGGAUGAUCUCGAUGGUGAUGGUGGCCGUGGGCAUCUACGCCAGGCUGAUGAAGCAUGCAGAGGCGGCCAUGGCCUGCCUCGCGGUGGAUCCCGCCAUCCUGCUCAUCGUGGUGGGCAUCCUGAUGUUCCUGAUCACCUUCUGCGGCUGCAUCGGCUCCCUGCGUGAGAACAUCUGCCUGCUGCAGAUGUUCUCAAUCUGCCUGACCCUAGUCUUCCUGCUGCAGCUGGCAGCUGGAGUGCUGGGCUUUGUCUUCUCUGAUAAGGCACGUGGGAAGGUGAGCGAGAUCAUCAACAACGCCGUCGUGCAUUACCGCGACGAUCUGGACCUGCAGAACCUCAUCGACUAUGGGCAGAAGGAGUUCAGUUGCUGUGGGGGUAUCUCCUACAAGGACUGGUCCCAAAACAUGUAUUUCAACUGCACUGCCGAUAACCCUAGCAGGGAGCGCUGUUCUGUGCCUUAUUCUUGCUGCCUGCAUGCAGCUGAUCAGGCUGUCAUCAACACCAUGUGUGGCCAGGGGAUGCAAGCCAUGAACUACCUGGAGGCCAGCGAGUUCAUCUACACCAACGGCUGCAUUGACAAGCUGGUGAACUGGAUCCAUAGCAACCUCUUCCUGCUGGGGGGCAUCGCGCUCGGCUUGGCCAUUCCACAGCUGGUGGGAAUCCUGCUCUCCCAGAUCCUCAGCAACCAGAUCAAAGACCAGAUCAAGCUGCAGCUCUACAAUCAGCAGCACCGAGCAGAUCCUUGGAACUGAAACCCCACCGAGAAGAGCGAGUGCUUCCUUGCUGGGGAAGUGCCUCUCGCCCCAUGGCAGGGAACGGCGUGGGGAGGAAGAAGAGACCUGCAUUUUCCCCUGCUAUUGCUCACCCUGCCCUGCCCAGGAUGGGACAUGGGGAUAGCCCCCAGGAGAGCAGAAGAGACCCCCACCCCCAAGGCAGGCAGCGAGAAGCUGCUGCAUCUCGGGCAUCCUCUGUAGCGACCCCGCCCAAGUAACUGACAUCUUGGUCCCUUUUUUGGGCAGUGUUUUUUGUUUUGGUUUGGUUUUUUAAAGAGGGAAAAGAGCAAAAUAUUUCCCAGCUGCCCCAGCCCUCUCUGGGAAUUGUCUUGAGAGCUGCCUUGGCUGCGUCUUUCCCUAGAAGGCUGACGCAUUGGUGCUACUGGGGCACGGCUGGGCUGGCUGGUAUGGGAGGGGGGUAUAAUGCAGGUACAAGCUUCUUUCCUCUUGUGUGGUCUUGGAGCACGGGGAGGGGGGCCUUGCCAGCUUCCAGCCCCCAGACCUGGACCAGCUGCCUGUAUCCAGAUGGGAGUGACACCAGACAGGAGAAUGAUCAGCCCCUGACCCUGCACUGAUCUUUACUGAUGCUCCUCUGGCUUAAAUAUAUCAGGAGGGGGCUGCUAAGGGGGGAGGGCUAGAGGAUGUAACUAGUUGCCAAAAACCAGACUCCGGAGGUGGGGGCCAGGAAUGGGAUCUGGAGCCCAGCACUCCAGGGUGCUGACUCCAGUCUGGGGGCACCGUCUGACUCUGAAGUGGGUCUUGGGCACGGGAUAUGAAGCCUUUCACUGCUAGGGUUUCCAGUCCCUGCCCAGGCAGCGCCAGCAGUUGUUACUGUCUUCCAGGGAAGACUUGCCGCAUUCCCUGGCAGGGUUGGUAUCCCCGUGGCACACAGCUGGGUUGCCUUGGAGGUGAUGUUCUGGGCUCUUGGAAACCUCCGAGAGGCAGAGUUUCUCAAAGCUGAUCCCUGUGGCAGGCAGCAGCUGUCAGCAGCUCUGGGAAGCCCUCAGUCUGUGGCUUUAUAGUCUAGCCGGAGGCCCGCGUGGAUCUUGGCUCUGGACUCUCGAGUUCAGUGGAUGCAGCCAAAGAUCAGAGGGUGCGUUGGCUACUCCAAGUCCGUCCAAUGUGGCCCGCAGCCCCGGGUGCUUGGCUAUGGGAAGGGACUGAAGCCGCAGACCCUCAAGCAUAGAGCAGAGACAGCAGUGGAGUGGCCAGUUCUGGGCACAGAAGAGUCCAGUUGUCAGGGCCAUUAAUGGUGGUAGCUUCUACCAGUCUGACUACACGGAAUUCAGCUCCCCCAAGCCUUGAAUUUAGGGAUGUUUAAACCCUCAGAGCAGCUGCUCUCUUGCUGAGCUCUCUCUUAGCUGCAUGUACGAUGAUGCUCCUGAAUGGAUCCAUCCGCAGGGAUUGAACCUGCAAUCUCUGGCUCCAGAAACAUAAGCUGCUACUGUUUGAGCUAAAGGACCAAGUCGUUAGCUCGGACAGUAACAGGCUCAUAAACCUGUGUCCAUGGUGUCACCGCUAAGGGGGACGAAGUCGCACUGUUAGCACAGAGGCAGGAAGAGGUAAGCAGUUUUGUAUCCAAACGCUCUAUACCUAUCCAACAUUGCUGGCAAGAGAUGCCCAUUGCGUAAGGCAGCAAUGAGGGGUGGCGUGGCAGGAAGCAAUCGGGGUAACGGGUUUGCAGUCGUCAGCCUGGCGUGGGUGAACCAGGCAGGGUGGGACUGAGAGAACACGAAGGAAAAGCAGUACAGCAUCUCUUCCCAUAGGGUUUGCUGCAUCCGAACCAGUGGCUGAUCCAUCUAGUGAAGAUAUUUGAUACUGGGGGGCUCCUUAGCCUAGCAGGCAAAGGUGGAAUAUGAUCCCAAGGCUGGGAGUUGGCAGAGUUAAAACGGGAAAUACGGUGCAAAUUGUUCCCAGUAAUGGACCAUUAGAACAGCUUCCCCAGGGAUGGGGCAGCUUCUCCAUCAGGUGGGCCCUUUGUAUUGAGGCUGGGUGACUUUCUAAAAGUUGCCCCAAUUCAACCACACGUUAUGGGCCUGAUCCAGGUGUCACUUGGUGGAAUUCUCCAGCCUGUGCUCUGCAGGAAGUCAGAUGAGAUGUUUGUAACAGUCCCUUGUGGCCCUAAUGCCUGGGGGCAGCUUAUCUUGGACAGGGGCUGGUGCCAGGUGGGUCAGAGGAAGGUACAACCAUCCUUCCCCUCCACCAGUAACGGUCGGUUAGCGUGCGCCCUGCAAACACCACCAGCUGCACCACCGUGGAAGGCGAGACCCCAUGAUCUGUGUGUGUUACCUCUGUGGAUGGACAUCUCCCCGUGUUCUCUCCUGCUCCCAAGAGGCAGCAUCUCCUCCUGGCAUGGAGAGUCUGUAACAGGCCUCUUGGAGCAUGCACAGAUCGAUAUUUUGAACACUACAAAGGGAGGGAGCGGCACAGACUUCUCUCUCUUUGGAGGUGUGUAAGUAACACAUGGGUUCGAUAUUUAUCUGUGAAAUUAACUCCUCUGUGAUGUUUUCCCUUUGCUUCUGUGGCGAAUGAAAGCAAGUUGGGUUCUGGCUGAAGUUAUAGUUUGUUUUUUCUCUGUACUGCACCUGCCCUGAAAUAAAACCUCUGUGUGCGCGUGCACGCACACACCUGCCCUCUG